Molecule: messenger RNA, 459 nt
Organism: Aspergillus versicolor CBS 583.65
Lineage: Eukaryota; Fungi; Ascomycota; Eurotiomycetes; Eurotiales; Aspergillaceae
Exons: 2
Coding region: 1-459 (152 amino acids)
Source: RefSeq, a predicted model, not a curated record
AUGACUCAAACCUUUGCUCAGCCUGCGCACGCCUCGUGGGAAGACAUGGGCAGGUUUUUUUAUCCGAUGAUUUGGUGGUUCAAUACUACUGAUGAUGAGCAAGCUUUACGGGACGCGACGCCAUGGCCCAUGGCCCACGGCUUCUCGGAUGGAAUGACAGUGGGAAAUGCCAGCUGUCGUCGUAAAUCCUCUGGCUCUCGUGAUUACGGGGGUUCGGACAAAGUACGGAGUAAAGAUGCAAGUUGUGAGGAUGGCGAGGGCUGGUAUCUGAGUCAUGUCAAGCGCCCUGCACAGCAUCUGAUUCUGCUCCUGAACACCAUUCGAUUGGGUGCAGGCUGCCCAUUUGGAAGGUGCAGCCUGGUUGGUUCCACAGACAGUUGUCAUCAAUCUGCGUCCGACCGGAAGCGCCUUGGCUUUUGGACCUCCACGUCCAUCUCCACGGGCACUUUCCACCUGUGA